AUGGGCCAGACACUGCUCGGCGUCGUGAAGGGCCUCACCCUCGGCGGACUCUUCGUGUGGGCCAUCGUAGACUGCCUGGGCAUCCUCCUGGCCAGCCUCACCUUCACGACCAGCAUCGACCUGCUGGGCUACCGCUCCUCCUUCGACCGAGGCACCGUGACGUCGGCCUUUCUGCUCGCGCUGAUCCUCCUGCUCUUCCACCUGCUGGCCGUGGCCUCCGUGGCCCGGAGCUGGCUCGGCGCGCUCGGCGCGGAGAAGAGGAGGCGGGACUCCGCCUGCAGCACGCCGGCGGGCAGUCCGGGGGACUGGGAGGCGGCGCCCGCGGCCGAGGAGAAGGCGCCGGGGGAGGGGCAGGAGGCCGCCGCCCCUGCGGUGGCGGCGGGCGCGGGUCUCCAGGAUGCGGGGGCGCCUGGCUUCGCCCUCGCGCAGGGUGACGUCGUGAUCGCGACGUACAUGAAGUGCGGCACCACCUGGAUGCAGUACAUCGUCCUGACGCUUCUCUACAAGGGGGAUGCGAGCAAGAUCAAGAGCCUGGACUUCCAGUCGCCGUUCAUCGAUGAGCUUUUCGGGGAGAGCGCCAGCAAAGGGGAGAAGGGAAAAGGCAAGGACAAGGAGAAGGGGAAAGGCAAGGACAAGGAUAAGGAGAAGGACAAAGACAAGGACAAGGAGAAAGAGGGCAAGGGGAAGGACAAGGAGAAGGACAAGGACAAGAAGGGCAAGGACAAGGAGAAGGGAAAGAACAAGGGAGCCCAGGGCUUCGGCCCGCCCUGGUUCUGCCGCGGCGAGUUCACCCCGCCCGUCGACGGCGAGCAGCCUCCUGGCGACAACCCUUUCGCCGGGCUGAGGGCGUGGGACGGCAGCGAGUUCUGCCUGCAGAGGCCAAGCCCUCUCGUGGUCAAGACCCACUGGGCCCCCCGCGAGGUCAGGUGGGACGACGGCCUGGCCGCCGUCGGCAAGGCUGCGAAGGUUAUCGUUGUCACCAGGAACCCGAAGGACGCCGUCGUUUCAAUGUUCAAGCAGAACGAGCAGUUCAACCUCCCAGCCGCCAGGGAUGGGUUCGCGGCGUUCGUGCGCCGCUUCCUGGCCGGCGGCUUCCCGAUGACGAAGCCCCAGGACUUCUGGAGCUUCUACCACGAGUGGUGGUGCUUCGCCGCGGGUAACGAGUCGGUGCUGUGGGUCUCCUUCGAGGACCUGAAGCGGGACGCCCAUGCCGAGAUCCGCAGGGUCGCGAACUUCCUCGGCAUCGAAGCCGACAGUGGCCUCAUCGACGAGACCGCGAAGGCUUGCUCGUUCGAGGCGAUGCGGGCCUCGGGCGGGGAGCAGCUGCAGAGGCUCUUGAACGCGGGCAAGUCUGGAGGGUGGAGGGACCACAUCCAGGGGGAGCUCGACGAGGAGUUCGACAGGGUGCACCUGGGCCGCGUGGCCGACCUGCAGAUGCGCUUCGACUUUGACUUCGGGGCGGGCCGCUAG
This is a messenger RNA of Prorocentrum cordatum, 1470 nucleotides long. The record is from the annotation of a GenBank genome assembly. Lineage: Eukaryota; Dinophyceae; Prorocentrales; Prorocentraceae.